AUGGCGCUGCGCGCGGCCGGGUUGCUAACCCGGCUGGAUAAUCCUGAACGGCGCACGGGAAACGACCACAUUUCUGGGACUUGGGGCGGGAGUUUGCUUUACGUUGACUUCGAGGCCUUAGAUACGUCGUCGUAUCAAAUGUUAAUUUCAAAAUCGGCAGCUACUUACUGCGUGAGACUGAGUUGUAUCGUGCCCAGGUGGCGCUGUGUGCAAAUCGAAUUGUUGGAGGGGAAGGUUUUAGUGCUGAAAACCUUGAACUAUGACCUUGCAUGA
Rangifer tarandus platyrhynchus (Svalbard reindeer) is the source of this 273-nucleotide messenger RNA. Lineage: Eukaryota; Metazoa; Chordata; Mammalia; Artiodactyla; Cervidae. The record is from the annotation of a GenBank genome assembly.